CCGAGGAGGGGCCGAGCCGCGGGGGAUCCUGGACUCGCAGGGAGGGGGACUCGGGGAGGAAACGCGCGUCCCCGGCCCCGCCGGCGGCUCCCUCCGCCCCGCACCCGCCUACGAUGCGCCGCCGCGGCCGGGAACAUGCUGGGCAUGUACGUGACGGACAGGUUCUCCCUCCGGUCCUCCCGCGUGCAGGACGGGAUGGGGCUCUACACGGCCCACGGCGUGAGAAAGGGUGAAAAGUUUGGACCCUUUGCUGGAGAGAAGAGAAUGCCUGAAGAUCUGGAUGAAAAUAUGGAUUACAGGCUGAUGUGGGAGGUGCGCGGGAGCAAGGGGGAGGUGCUGUACGUCCUGGACGCCACUGACCCGCGCCACUCCAACUGGCUCCGGCUCCUGCACGAGGCGCCCUCCCAGGAGCAGAAGAACUUGGCCGCCAUUCAGGAAGGGGAAAACAUUUUCUAUUUGGCAGUUGAAGACAUAGAAACGGACACAGAACUCCUGAUCGGCUACCUGGACAGCGACAGGGAGGCCGAUGAGGAGGACCAGCGCAUCAUGCCGGCCCUCACGGAAGGGGAGGCCGAGGAUUCUGAAUCCGCCGCCGGCAGAAAAGGUCGCGCUGGCCGGGGAGAGGACUGCGCCUGCCUGCACUGCGAGUCGAGCUUCGCCAGCGAGGACAUCCUGGCCGAGCACCUGCAGACGCUGCACCAGAAGCCCACGGAGGAGAAGGAAUUCAAGUGCAAAAACUGUGGGAAGAAAUUCCCCGUUAAGCAGGCUUUGCAGAGACAUGUUCUUCAGUGCACAGCGAAAAGCAGUCUGAAGAAUUCCUCGCGAGGUUUUCAGUGCUCUGUUUGCAAUUCCUCCUUCAGCUCAGCAUUGAGCUUUGAGCAGCAUCAGGGAACGUGCCGGGGUGAUGCCAGGUUCGUGUGCAAGGCCGGCAGCUGUGGGAAGAGGCUGAAGAGCAAGGAUGCCCUGAAAAGGCACCAGGAAAAUGUCCACACUGGAGAUCCUAAGAAAAAGCUCGUAUGUUCUGUGUGCAGUAAAAGGUGUUCGUCAGCAUCAAGCCUACAGGAACACAGAAAGAUUCACGAGAUAUUUGAUUGUCAAGAAUGUAUGAAGAAGUUUAUUUCAGGCAAUCAGCUGAAACGUCAUAUGAUCACGCACUCAGAAAAACGGCCCUACCAUUGCGAGAUUUGUGACAAGUCUUUCAAGCGGCUGGACCAGGUGGGUGCCCACAAGGUGAUACACAGCGAAGACAAACCUUACAAGUGCAAGCUCUGUGGAAAGGGCUUUGCCCACAGAAAUGUUUACAAGAAUCACAAGAAGACCCACUCUGAGGACAGACCAUUCCAGUGCGAGGAGUGCAAGGCUUUGUUCCGGACCCCGUUUUCUUUGCAGGGACACCUACUGAUACAUAACAGUGAGAGGACUUUCAAGUGUCAUCACUGCGAUGCUACCUUUAAAAGGAAGGAUACGUUAAAUGUUCACGUCCAAGUGGUCCACGAAAGACACAAGAAGUACAGGUGUGAGCUCUGUAAUAAGGCGUUUGUCACACCGUCAGUGCUUAGAAGUCAUAAGAAAACUCGUACGGGAGAAAAGGAGAAAGUCUGCCCGAAGUUCGCCAGCAGUGGGACCCUGAGGGUCCAUAUCCGCAGCCACACAGGCGAGUGUCCCUACCAGUGCCCCUACUGUUAAAAAGGGUUCAGUAAGAACGACGGGCUGAAGAUGCACAUCCGCACCCACACCAGGGUAAGGCUCUCGUUCAUGCCGAUCAGGUAAACCACACUUAUCUCAAAAGAAAUGUGUAUUGAGCUUUCCAUGAGACAAUAAAGGUGAUCUAUCUGAAAUUCUAUGUUUAUAUUCAUGGUGGACAUUGGAGGAUCUUUCUAAAGGCAAAACAAUGGAAAAGAAACAGAAAUUCAAAUCCCAAGGGGUUCCCCAUUCUUUGAAUUGUGAAUCAAUUUUCAGGAAUUAUAAAGGACCAACUGCCCCCCAUACCCAUUUGGUUGUUUCUCAUAACUUCUUUUCCUUUCCUGAAAUUUUUAAGGUUUUCAUUUGUUUCCAGACAAUUCCUAAUUGCUUAUUGGCAUGACCUCACUCAGUCUCAUUGUAGCUGGGGCAGCGUAGAGGUUCAGUUGCCUGCUGGGCCCUGCUGACAACAGAAGUAUGGGAAAUGGAAGUGCUGAUUAGCCUGGACUCUACUAUCUUGUCAGUGUGUUGAUUCUGGGUUGCAGUGGUGGCUCAGCUUCCUACUUGUCUCCAGUGACUCCAGGGUAGGGAAGGUGACACUCACCUUGCCUCUCAGUGUGUGGGACUCUUUCUUAUUGAGUUGAGGUGGAGGCUCAGCUUCCUGCUGAACUCCAGUGCCAUCAGGGCUGCAAAGAUGACACUAGCUCUGCUUCACACUGUCUUGGUAAGUCUUUUGCAUGCUGGGUGGGUGUGGGGGCUCAGGUUCCCUCUGGACCCCAUUGAUACUACAUUGCCAAGGGAACUGUAAAAUUAUUUCCUUUUGUCAGGCAGGGGAUGGAGAACAGCUUCCUACUUUGUCUGUUGCUACCACUCCAAAGUGAAAAUCAUAAUGCCUACUUUUGCCAGAUGGGAAAUAGAAGAUGAGCUCCUUCGUUGGUGCCAGUAAUACCAGCAGGCAAGAACAUCAGAGCACGGCUGCUUCUGUUCAGUGGAUACGAAGUAGAUAAUCUGCUCCCCAAUGGACUCCACUGAAACCAUCCUGGUAUUUCAUUGCAGUUGGUGGUCCUGAUUGGAGGCUUCCGCAGCACUCUCUCCAGAGCAUAUGCGAAGAAAAUGAAGACCCAAGGAACUCAUCAUUGUGUUAUUCCCCACACCACAGGAUUUUUGCGCUUUCAAUGUGAUGAAGUUGAACACUAUAAGUGAGAGAUUGAAGAAAGCACAAGAAAGGCACAAGCAGCAUCUGAAGAAUACAGAGAACUUCACUUAGAAGUCAGAUGGAACUCAGAAUGAAAGAUCUUGAAUCUGAAGUCUCCAACAGGAAAACUUCUUGAGAAGUCUUUCAUUAUAUUGAAUUGGGAAAAUACAAGCACCUCUAUCAAUUAGAAUUGGAAGCUAGAAAAUACUUGUCAAACAAAAUUAAAAAUCUUCACAGAACUACUGAGAGACUAGCAGCAUUCAGUAGCAAUCUUUUUGUGGAGACAGGAGACCAGAACUUUCUUUACCACUCAUGGACAGUCCUAUAGUCACGUCCUGGUGGCAAUCUUAAUAAUGGUUUAGGUCUUCACAGAGAAUUUACUUCAAAAGAAUACUCAACGUUCUCUCUUUCCUGCCCAUGGACUUCACAUACCAGCAUGAAGAACAACUUGAGUGAGGUGCUGCUGGAUACUCUCCUGUGGAAGAGCUUCCUCUCUAGAUUCACUGAUGAGUCAAAUCUAAAUGAAGACAUUCUUU
Messenger RNA from Lemur catta (Ring-tailed lemur), 3411 nucleotides. RefSeq names its product PR domain zinc finger protein 5-like. Gene Ontology annotation, cellular component: nucleus. Lineage: Eukaryota; Metazoa; Chordata; Mammalia; Primates; Lemuridae. Gene Ontology annotation, molecular function: transcription cis-regulatory region binding; protein binding. The record is from RefSeq and is a predicted model, not a curated record.